CGACCCGGAAGCUCAAUCCAAAUCGCGCGAUAUUCCGCCUGACGAGACUUGCGGGUUUCCUUUUCUGUCUGAUACCAGGCAAGAUGGCGGACACUGAAAUCAAGAAGAAGCGCACCUUCAGGAAGUUCACCUAUAGAGGUGUGGACCUGGACCAGCUUCUGGACAUGUCCUAUGAGCAGCUUAUGCAGUUGUACUGCGCCCGCCAGAGGAGGCGACUGAACCGUGGCCUGCGCCGCAAGCAGCAAUCCCUCCUGAAGCGUCUGCGUAAAGCAAAGAAAGAGGCUCCUCCCAUGGAGAAACCAGAGGUGGUCAAGACACAUCUGAGGGACAUGAUCAUCCUACCUGAGAUGGUCGGCUCAAUGGUUGGAGUGUACAACGGCAAGACUUUCAAUCAGGUUGAAAUCAAGCCUGAGAUGUGUGGUCACUAUUUGGGUGAGUUCUCCAUCACUUACAAACCUGUCAAGCACGGUCGCCCUGGUAUUGGAGCAACACACUCUUCUCGAUUCAUCCCUCUGAAGUAGAAUGCCUGUUUUGUUUGUAUAAAUAAAAAAAAAAAAAAUAAAGCUGGGUGUGCCACACUA
Thalassophryne amazonica is the source of this 581-nucleotide messenger RNA. It is a transcript of the gene rps15, whose product is annotated as ribosomal protein S15. Bases 84 to 521 code for a protein of 145 amino acids. NCBI's taxonomy places the organism in Eukaryota, Metazoa, Chordata, Actinopteri, Batrachoidiformes, Batrachoididae. The transcript has 4 exons. The record is from RefSeq and is a predicted model, not a curated record. Gene Ontology annotation, cellular component: cytosolic small ribosomal subunit; ribosome. Gene Ontology annotation, molecular function: RNA binding; structural constituent of ribosome. Gene Ontology annotation, biological process: ribosomal small subunit assembly; translation.